This is a messenger RNA of Puntigrus tetrazona (Sumatra barb), 1186 nucleotides long. It is a transcript of the gene igfbp6a, whose product is annotated as insulin-like growth factor binding protein 6a. Gene Ontology annotation, cellular component: extracellular region. The record is from RefSeq and is a predicted model, not a curated record. The coding region runs from base 123 to 731 and encodes 202 amino acids. Gene Ontology annotation, biological process: regulation of insulin-like growth factor receptor signaling pathway. Gene Ontology annotation, molecular function: insulin-like growth factor I binding; insulin-like growth factor II binding; fibronectin binding. NCBI's taxonomy places the organism in Eukaryota, Metazoa, Chordata, Actinopteri, Cypriniformes, Cyprinidae. The transcript is spliced from 4 exons.
ACUGCUUUCACUGAAUAUUAAAGCGGGACAUCGAUAGCCAAAAAGAAGCGGAAGAGAGAAGACCAUUCACUGAAAUAAAAAAAAGGCUUUCGAUCUUCUGAGGUUUUCUGAAUUGGACAAAGAUGGUUGCUUUUCAUUAUUUGCUAACACUUUUGGUUAUCGUUCAGCUCAGCUUAAAUGGCUCCAACUCCCUUGUAUUAGGCUUAAAGAGUAUCUGUACGUUGUGUAAUGGGCCCUCAGGGGAACCCAAGGGCCACAGAGGUGAUCGUUUGUCAGGGGAGGAGACCACGGCCGUGUUGGCAUUGGGUGAACCCUGUGGGGUUUACACUCUUCCGUGCGCUCAGGGUCUUCGGUGUAUCCCUCCUCUCGGAGAGCAAAGUCCCCUUCAGGCACUGCUUCAGGGACGAGGGAUCUGCAAAAACAUCAAAAGUACCUUUACUGACAUCCAUCCGCCUACAGACUAUCAUCCAUCAACCAACGAAAACAGUUUUGAAAAGGGUCCUUGUCGCAAACUGCUUAACACAGUCCUCCAAAGUAUAGAUCUCACGAUUAUUCAUUCGAUUCCGGAUAUCUACAUCCCCAACUGUGACAGACAAGGCUUCUUCAGGAGAAAACAGUGUCGGUCAUCGAGAGGAAUGCAAAGAGGACAUUGCUGGUGUGUUGACGAGAAGGGAUCGAAAAUAUCAUCCCGUAAAAGGAGCGAUGGAACUAUUUCGUGCAACAUUGCCUGAGAUUUGUGAUUCAGCUCGACAUCUGAUGUACACACGGACCUGAAAUCUCUGUAGUAGGGACUGAGAGAGAGAGAGAGAUGACAGACACUGAGUACUCGAUGACCACAAAGCAAGCAGAAUAUUUACAAUCAUUCAUCUCCCUCUGGUUGUGAAGAAUAUGUUUGCAGCGCUGUGUCAUUAGUUUGGCUCCAUUAUUUCUGAACUAUAUAUAUACUAUAUAUAUAUAUUGUUCUAAAUACUAUAUAGAAAAAAAGAUGAUGUACUCCAUGAGGAAAUAUCAUUAAUGGGCUGUUAAUGAACUAUGCAGUAUAUAUUUUUUUCAAAUUACAUAUAUUUAUGUCACAUACAUAUUAGCUGCUUAUAUAUUAAUAUAAUUAAUUAAUAUAUUAAUUGUCCUUUCGGUAUACAUUUAACUGCCUUUACUUUUUUUUAACACUACUACUAUGUAUCCCGUU